This is a messenger RNA of Acanthosepion pharaonis, 3081 nucleotides long. NCBI's taxonomy places the organism in Eukaryota, Metazoa, Mollusca, Cephalopoda, Sepiida, Sepiidae. The record is from the annotation of a GenBank genome assembly.
AUGUUAACAAUUCCUUCCUUUCUUUCUUUCUUUCUUUCUUUCUUUCUUUCUUUCUUUGUGUGUUUAGGAGAGCUUCCCUUACAGUACUGGUUAACUGAGAUGGGAAAUGUUAACAAUUCCUUUCUUUCUUUCUUUCUUUCUUUCUUUCUUUCUUUCUUUCUUUCUUUCUUUGUGUGUUUAGGAGAGCUUCCCUUACAGUACUGGUUAACUGAGAUGGGAAAUGUUAACAAUUCCUUUCUUUUCUUUCUUUUCUUUCUUUCUUUCUUUCUUUCUAUCUUUCUUUCUUUCUUUCUUUCUUUUCUUCCUUUUUUCUUUCUUUUACCUAUUACUUUCUGGCUUUUUGACCUUUUAACUUUUCUAAUGACUUUGUUUUUCCUUCAGUUUUCUUUUUCUUUAACUUUUUUUUUCUUUGUUUAUUUCUUUCAUUCAUUCACUUCGAAACUUUCCUUGCACUUUUUCUUUCAUUCAUCCAUUUUUCCUUCUUUCUUUCUUUCUUUCUUUCUUUUCACCCAUCAUUUUCCUUCUUUCGUUUUUCUUUCAUUCAUCCAUUUUUCUUUCUUUCUUUCUUUUCACCCAUCAUUUUCUUUAUUUCGUUUUUCUUUCUUUCUUUCUUUCUUUCUUUUAUCUAUUACUUUCUUUCUUUUUGGCUUUUCUGUUUUCGUCUUCUCUAAUUUCUUACACAUUUUCUUUUCUCUUUUACGAUUUUUCUCUUUCCUUGCUCUUUCUUUCUUUCUUUCUUUCUUUCUUUUAAAUAGAGCCUUCAACGCUUUUAUCCGUCCUAAACUAUCCUCCUCCUCCUCCUCCUCCCCUUCUCCUCCUCCCCAUCUCCUCCCUUCUCCUCCUCCCAUCUCCUCCCCCCUUCUCCUCUCCUCCCCAUUCUCCUCCCCUCCCCAUUCUCCUCCCCUUCUCCUCCCCCUUCUCCUUAUCACCUUCUCCUCCUCCCUUCUCCUCCUCCCCCUCCCUUCCCUUCUCCUCCUCCCCUUCUCCUCCUUUUCCGUCUUCUUUUGUUUUCCCCGAUAUGUUUCACUCCUUUUCAUAUUUACUAAACUUUUCUGCUUUCGACACAAUCUUUCAUUCUUUCUUUCUUUCUUCCUUUCUUUCUUUCUUUCUUUCUUUCUUUCUUUAUUUCUUUCUUUAUUUAUUUAUUUCUUUUUCUCCACUACGGCUUCUUUCUUUUUCUUUCUUAACUUUUAUUAUUACUACUAUUAUCACCACUACGACUUCUUUCUUUUUCUUUCUUUCUUUCUUUCUUUUUUCUCACUUUCUCCUUCGCAAUUUAUUACUGCUAUUAUAACCACUACUUCUUCUUUCUUUCUUUCUUUUUCUUUCUUUCUUUUUUUCUUUCUUUCUUUCUUUCUUUCUUUCUUUCUUUCUUUCUCCCAAGGGAAUAUUCUUUGUCUUCUCUUUCGAUCAUUUUCUUUCCUAAAUUUAUUCUCUUUUUUCUUCUCUUUUAUUUAUUUUUCUUCCAUUUUGCAUGUUUCUAUUUCACUGCAUUUCUACAAUCGAACACUCUCUCUCUUUUCGAUCGCUUUUUUCUCACGUGUUCGUUUAUUUUCUUUCUUUUUUCUUCUCUCUUCCUUAUUCAUUCUUUUCCUCCUUCCUUUCUUUUCCUUCUCUUCUUCAUUUAAAUCCCUCUUCUUCUUCUUCUUCUUCUUCUUCUUCUUCUUCUUCUUCAGAUUCUUCUUCAGAUUCUUCAGAUUCUUCUUCUUCUUCUUCUUCUUCAGAUUCUUCUUCUUCCAGCCAACAUUUAACAUUUCUAUCUUCACUUCUUUCAUUCUUUCUUUCUUUCAUUAUUUCUUUCUUUCAUUCUUUCUUUCUUUCAUUAUUUCUUUCUUUCAUUCUUUCUUUCUUUCAUUAUUUCUUUCUUUCAUUAUUUCUUUCCUUCAUUAUUUCUUUCUUUCAUUAUUUCUUUCUUUCAUUAUUUCAUUCUUUCAUGUUUUUUUUCAUUAUUUCUUUCUUUCAUUAUUUCAUUCUUUCAUUUUUUCGUUCUUUCAUUAUUUCGUUCUUUCAUUAUUUCUUUCUUUCAUUAUUUCAUUCCUUCAUUAUUUCUUUCUUUCAUUAUUUCUUUCUUUCAUUAUUUCUUUCUUUCAUUAUUUCUUACUUUCAUUAUUUCGUUCUUUCAUUAUUUCUUUCUUUCAUUAUUUCUUUUUUUCAUUAUUUCUUUCAUUAUUUCAUUCUUUCAUUUUUUCGUUUUUUCAUUAUUUCUUUCUUUCAUUAUUUCUUUCUUCCAUUAUUUCUUUCCUUCAUUAUUUCUUUCUUUCAUUAUUUCUUUCCUUCAUUAUUUCUUUCUUUCAUUAUUUCUUUCUUUCAUUAUUUCAUUCUUUCAUUAUUUCUUUCUUUCAUUAUUUCUUUCUUUCAUUAUUUCUUUCCUUCAUUAUUUCUUUCUUUCAUUAUUUCUUUCUUUCAUUAUUUCAUUCUUUCAUGUUUUUUUUUCAUUAUUUCUUUCUUUCAUUUUUCGUUCUUUCAUUCUUUCAUUAUUUCUUUUCUUUCAUUAUUUCAUUCUUUCAUUAUUUCUUUCUUUCAUUAUUUCUUUCCUUCAUUAUUUCUUUCUUUCAUUAUUUCUUUCCUUCAUUAUUUCUUUCUUUCAUUAUUUCUUUUUUUUCAUUAUUUCUUUCUUCAUUAUUUCUUUCUUUCAUUAUUUCUUUCUUUCAUUAUUUCUUUCAUCAUUUUCUUUCUUUUCUUUCUUUUUCAUUAUUUCUUUCUUUCAUUAUUUCAUUUUUCAUUUUUCGUUUUUCAUUAUUUCUUUCUUUCAUUAUUUCUUUCUUUCAUUAUUUCUUUCCUUCAUUAUUUCUUUCUUUCAUUAUUUCUUUCCUUUUAUUUCUUUCUUUCAUUAUUUCUUUCUUUCAUUAUUUCAUUCUUUCAUUAUUUCAUUCUUUCAUUAUUUCUUUCUUUCAUUAUUUCUUUCCUUCAUUAUUUCUUUCUUUCAUUAUUUCUUUCCUUCAUUAUUUCUUUCUUUCAUUAUUUCUUUCUUUCAUUAUUUCUUUCCUUGAUUAUUUCAUUUCUUCAUUAUUUCUUUCUGUCAUGUUUUCUUUCUUUCAUUAUUUCUUUCUUUGUGUCUUUUCCCCUCUUUCCCCACGAUGA